Messenger RNA from Cicer arietinum (chickpea), 2136 nucleotides. RefSeq names its product O-fucosyltransferase 38. Gene Ontology annotation, cellular component: nucleus; cytoplasm. Lineage: Eukaryota; Viridiplantae; Streptophyta; Magnoliopsida; Fabales; Fabaceae. The record is from RefSeq and is a predicted model, not a curated record.
UUUGAGAAAAAAACAGUGCGACUGUGCGACGAUACAUACGAAAUCCCAAAUCAAAAAGAGUAUGCGAUUUUUUCAUUAGACAAUAAUAACAGUGCGAGAGUUGGAUUCAUGCAAACACAGGUUUAUCAGCAUCGCAAUGUGAAAAAGAAAGAAGCGAUGCAUAGAUUAGUAGAGAUGGCUAGAUUUCAUACCCGAAAACUAUCUCUCAGUCUCAUCACUUUCUACACCAUUUUCAUUUUUGCUUUCUCCAUCUUCAUUUUCUUGCUCUACGUAAGAACCUUCAUCGCCGAUGAAGAUCAACCGCAUCCGUUACUUUCUCAUCAAUCUCGAUCUCUCCAGGUGCCGGAUUCACCUAGGUACAAAUACGACGAGCAACUUUGGGAUUCUCCUCACAGCCGUGGCUUCCACCCUUGUGUCAAGCCAACUGCUAAAUAUAAAGGUGCCCAAGGAUUUGAACGCUAUCUGUCCGUUAGAAGUAACGGUGGGCUAAAUCAAAUGCGAACUGGUAUAGCAGACAUGGUGGCUGUGGCACAUAUAAUGAAUGCAACUUUAGUCAUUCCUCAAUUGGAUAAACGUUCAUUCUGGCAAGACUCAAGUGUAUUUUCAGACAUAUUCGAUGAGUUUCAUUUCAUUGAAUCCCUGAAAGGAGAUAUCAGGAUUGUUCAGGAACUUCCCAAGAACUUGGAAGCUGCCCCCCGGGCUAGAAAACACUUUACUUCCUGGUCUGGAGUUGGUUACUAUGAAGAGAUGGCAAGGUUAUGGAAAGACUAUCAGGUGAUACAUGUUCCAAAAUCAGAUUCUCGACUUGCAAACAAUGAUCUUCCUCUAGACAUCCAGAGAUUGAGAUGCCGCGCAAUGUAUCAUGCACUACAAUUUUCUCCUCCUAUUGAAAAUCUCGGAAAGAGGUUGGUGGAUCGGCUGAGAUCACGCGGGGGAAAGUAUAUUGCUCUCCAUCUAAGAUAUGAGAAAGAUAUGUUGUCUUUUACUGGAUGUGCAUAUGGUCUGACAGAUGUGGAAUCUGAAGAGCUGAGAAUUUUAAGGGAGACUACAAAUUAUUGGAAAGUAAAAAAAAUAAACUCAACAGAACAGAGAAUUGGAGGAUUUUGUCCGCUGACUCCAAAGGAGGUUGGCAUUUUUCUUCAAGCUCUUGGGUUUCCCCCAUCAACACCAAUAUACAUUGCUGCAGGGGAGAUCUAUGGUGGCAAUACUCAUCUGUCAGAGCUCUCCUCCCGCUUCCCUAAUCUAAUCUUUAAGGAAUCCCUUGCAACUCCUGAAGAGCUGAAAGCUUUCACCAAUCAUGCAUCUCAAAAUGCUGCACUCGAUUACAUAAUCUCUGUAGAGAGUGAUGUAUUUGUUCCAUCGUAUUCAGGAAAUAUGGCACGAGCUGUUGAGGGACACCGUAGGUUCUUAGGUCACCGCAAGACAAUCAACCCAGACAGGAAAGGACUUAUUGGAAUCUUUGAUAAGCUGGAAACUGGAGAGCUAGUAGAAGGAGCCGCACUGUCACAUAUUGUGCAGCGGAUGCACAAGAACAGGCAAGGAGCUCCAAGGAAAAGACAAGGUUCAUUACCGGGAGUUAAAGGCCGAGCACGAUUCAGGACUGAAGAGUCCUUUUAUGAAAAUCCAUACCCCGAGUGCAUAUGUGGUUCAAGAAGCAAACUAGAAAGAACAUGAAGAGAAACCAAACUGCAGUGCCAGUUCGAUCUAAAACUUUUGGAGGAUCUUGUUUAUCUUUAAAGUCGUUUUAGAUAAACUGUGUUAGCCAUUUCUGACACACAUGGUUCCUUGCCUGUGCCCUGCAGCUGUGCGGUCGCAGAGUUUUUGGAACCCCAUAACAACAAACUCACAAUGUUGACAAGUCUAACUCCUUAGUUGUAUUCUAACAAUUCUCUUCAAGUAGCAUUGAGCCAUUGACGUUAUAUAUUUUAAUUCACGGAUACAAUAUUCUCCCCCUUCCUUGGGCUUACAAAAUACAAAAUGAACUCUAGUCUCCAGGUGAAACCAUCGGGGAAGGCAAUAAUACAUUGUAAAGUUUAACUUCCCGUCUCUGUUUAUGUUUGACAAGCUAGUCUCGUCUGUCAAGUGUAGACUUAUAGUUGAUUUAUUUAUUUAUGGUGAAUGUGUGUUUUUUUUUUU